UACUUUGUUUUUUUUUAAGAAAAAGACUUAAUUUUUUUGUUUACCGUCCAAGUAAUGUUUUAAUAAAUCUAAUUUAGUAAGAUGAUUAGUAAGAUGAAAGUGUACUUUAGUUUAAUCUGCCUGAUGGGCAGCCUAAACUUGGCUUUGUCGCAAUUCAAUGACCUGGAGCAAAGGAAUUGCAUUAUACCCAAAAUAUUGCAAGGAUCUUGGUUUUCAUGGGAAGUUGGUUUACCCACUCAAACGGUCAUUGAUGCCACCUCCAUGUCAAGGCGUGGCUAUUGCAUCAACUACCAGCGGCAUCACGGAGAUGAGUAUUCGUUUGUUUUCAAGGAGCGUUCAACAAAUUGUUAUCACUGCGUGCGAACAAUAAUCAGGACAUUGAAUAUAUUUGAAAAAUUCGAAGGACCUUGCGUGGGUCUACCAGAUGGACAGAGGCCCACAGUGGAAAAUGUGUGCAAAGGUAUUAAGGAUGAUCAGCAACUGAUCACCCUAUUCAAUGAGAAUUUCGUGCCCAUCAAUUGUCGGUCUUCGCUGGAAGGAGUUUGGCAUUUCACCUAUCAGAACCGAUUCCGCUUCACAGGUGUGUGCAAUAAACCCGAUGCUCGCAUUCAAUCGUGUCAAACAGCAGGAACGCAGUUUCUCAUCCAGAAUCAGAAAUUCAAUAUCACAUAUCAAAAAUGUGAGGGCAUGGAGGGAACUUUCAGUGGGACAGUGGAGUUCAGUUGUCUGGGCGAUUGGUUUGUGGGAAAGAAUCAUUAUUUCGCUGUGGCAAAUACCAAGGAAUCGCGUAAGGAUGAGAAAUACCGUUGCUUCCUUAAGAAUCGUGACGAUGAUUUGUACGUGGGUGUGUCCAUUACGGCGGAGUGCAACACUUUAAAGACACCAGAAGCAUCGCCCGAACGUUUGAAAUUAACACCCGUAAAAGCGGAAUUCGUUGAACCCGGAUGCACCUUGCCACAGAACUUCACGGGUGAAUGGGUGAAUACGGCCAACAUAGACGCCGAUGUGUCCAUUAGCGAGACCCAUAUAAACGAGACCUAUUAUCCGGAUAAGGCACGUUACAGAAAAACCAUUUACGUGUGUCGGGAACGACGAGGAAAUCGUGUAAUGAUGGCGCGCCUCACGGUUGACGGUUGUCAGAAGGAUUAUGUGUGUUUCGACUUUAUGCCCCGUCAUCACAAUAUUAUACGCUAUCGCAAGGGUCUGGCUGUGAUUAAGGAUGAUUUCAGUACAGUUUGUUCUUGGGUUCAGUUCCCUAAUGCCGAAGCAUGGAAAUAUGAUCUGUUUCUGGCCAGGAAUCCUGUUCCAGUGCGUUGUCCUGUUGCUGGCAAAUUCAACUUCACCCAAAGAGGCGAACAUCCAUUUAAAACAAGAAUUCUGGGCGGUGUCACACUCAGUCCUCGUCCCGAUAUUCAUUGCAAACAGAAUAUAUCGGAUUUAUCGGUGUGUGAUACGGAUCAGAAGGAACUAGCUGUGGAUGAAAACUAUUGCUUGUCUGUGGACCAUCUGGGUCGUCCUGUCGAUAUUUACAGUGAUCCAGAUUAUCGCAUGAAAUGCAUCGGUUUCUGGAAGGAAAACCUAAAGUCCUAUUUGAUCACCUACGAUGAUUUGGAUCCCUUGUCGAAAUACCGUUGCUGGGUAUAUCAGCGUGCUGACCUCAAUCGUGUCCUUAUGUCCCAGGCUGUAGGUGCAUUCUGCAAACUGAAUCAGGAUGUCACCUCAUGGAAUCAUUCAGAAGGCGCUGCCGUUGCUAUCGAUGCUGUUGAAUAUGAACGAGAACGAGAUGAUUGCCCCAUGUAUUUUGAUGAUGGUUUGAAUCCCUGGAAGCCCUCCGACGCUUCCAAUAUUGUGUUCGAUUGGGAUUUCUAUAGAGCUGGGGCCACAUCCCUAAAUAAACAAACAAUAAGCUCUCUCCUCGGCCUUGUCACUUUUAUAGUGGUCAUGACCAAGUAUAUAUAGUCAAUCCAAUAGAGUUCAAAAACUAUUUUUAAGUCCAACGAACGAAUUAAUUUUUACAUCCCCCAUACAGAUAAUUGAGUGCCUUUAUGUAAAUCAUAAAUUUUUAGCUUAGUCUUUAAGUACAUAUCAAAUUUUUGAAAUUAAUGUCAACAUAUCCGUCCACCGUACUAAAGAAUCUCAAAAUGCUUGAAUAAAAACUUAUUUUAAAUCUGA
Molecule: messenger RNA, 2172 nt
Organism: Drosophila willistoni
Lineage: Eukaryota; Metazoa; Arthropoda; Insecta; Diptera; Drosophilidae
Gene: udt
Exons: 3
Coding region: 82-1959 (625 amino acids)
Source: RefSeq, a predicted model, not a curated record